AUGGGGACGCCGAGAAAACACAUAGAAAAGAUAAGAAGGGAGAAGUUUUUCAUAGGAGAAGAAAAUCCGAAUCCGCUGAGAGAGGAUAUGUACCAAGCUGUCAAAUUUCUCUCCGCAGAGCUUUACGCGAAAGAUGUUCAUUUCCUCAUGGAGUUCAUCCAGAAUGCAGAAGAUAACGAGUACUUGGAAGGGGUGAAACCAUCGCUGGAGUUGAUGAUAACGAGCAAGGACAUCACUGCGACUGGAGCCCCUGCAACUCUUCUGUUGUUCAAUAAUGAGAAGGGUUUUGCUCCUAGAAAUAUCGAGUCCAUAUGCAGCGUUGGGCGCUCAACAAAGAAAGGCAAUCGACAACGCGGCUACAUCGGAGAGAAAGGUAUUGGGUUCAAGAGUGUCUUUCUGAUAACAGCACAACCUUACAUUUUCAGUAAUGGGUAUCAAAUAAGGUUUAAUGAAGAACCCAGUCCAUUUUGUGGCAUUGGAUAUAUUGUUCCUGAGUGGGUCGAGACAAAUCCAACCAUUGCUGAUAUACACCAAGUAUAUGGUCCCUCCAAUCCCCUUCCCAUGACUAUCAUGGUCCUGCCUCUGAAGCCUGAGAAGGUAGAAUCCGUGAAACAUCAGCUCUCAACCAUACACCCUGAAGUUCUACUAUUUCUUUCAAAGAUCAAGCAUCUUUCUAUCAGAGAAGAUAAUGCUGACCCUAGCCUUAAUACGGUUAGUUCAGUCUCUAUUUCAAGUGAGACUGAUUUCAUUACAAGGAAGAACAUUGAUGCAGAGUCAUAUACACUUCAUCUCUCAGCAGAGGAAAAUGGUGAUAAACGUAAUAAAGAAUGCAGCUAUUACAUGUGGAGGCAGAAAUUCCCUGUUGUGCUGGAAAAUAGGAUGGAAAGGAGUGAAGUUGAUGAUUGGGUAAUGGUUACAAAUUUUCCCUUCAUCAUACAGGCUGAUUUUAUCCUAGCAUCAUCCAGGGAAAUAAUCCGCUUGGAUAGCUUGUGGAACCAGGGGAUUCUGGAUUGUGUGCCACAUGCUUUUGUUAAUGCCUUCAUCUCACUUGUGAAAACAACAGAAUCUGCUCCAGUAUCAUCUCUGCCCAGUAUUUUUGAGUUCCUACCAUUGAACAGCUCUAUGUAUCCUAAGCUAAAUGCUGUGAGGGAAUCAAUCAAAGAGAAAUUGAUUGAGGAGAACAUCAUUCCAUGUGAGUCAGAUAUGGAACAAAAGUUCUUUUGUAAGCCCAGUGAAGUAGGUUGGCUUAAGCCUUCAUUCUGGAAAAUCCUGAUCAAAGCAAGGAUGCAGGGAGUGAAUUUACAGAAUUUGUUAUCCCAUGGCAAGUAUGUUCUGCAUUCUGCAUUUGAUAAGCGGCAAUGUAGUAAUAUCUUGAAUUUCUUGGAAGUGAAACCCAUGGAUGUGGAGUGGUACUCAAGGUGCAUCCGGAGUUCUAAUCUGGUACUCGGAGUUUCUGAGGACACCUACAUGGAUCUUCUCUUCUUUAUUGCUGAUAAUUGGAAUUCCAUUUUCAAGAACAAAAAUAUGGACAUACCCCUUCUGAAAUAUGUUGGUCACAAUGGGUAUGUCUCUUUGUGGAGCAUAAAUGAAGCAUCACAGUGUUAUGGUGGUAGAGCAUUUUUAUCAAAAGAUCCUCGUUAUGCCUCAUGGUUAAUUGAUUGGAACCAAGAGUUCAAAUGUCCAGGAGAUUGGUUCUUUGUUCCCAAAAGCACUCAGGAGGCUUUACGUCGACAUCGAAAUAGGGAGACAAUAAUUGAAUGGCUUUCACUUUAUGUGUCCAUUGACACCAUAGAUAUGGAGAAGUAUGCUAUACAUCUUAUAAAUUCUAUCAAUAAUGGCAGAAGGCUUGCUAUUGCUCUUGUUCAUUUCUUGUAUCACUCUCUCUCAGUCACACAGGCUUAUCUGUCUGAUCCGCAAGUUCGUCGACUGUGCAAGUUGGAUAAGGUGCCCCUUGUAGAUAGCUAUGGGUAUGUGACUACACUCAAAAGUGCAGUUCUUGUCCCUGCAAAGGGAAGUAAAUGGGUCCGACUUAUUGGCACAAAUCCAUGGAGAAGAGAUGAAUAUAUUGAAUUAGCAGAAGACUACCUACAUGCAAGUCAUUUUGCAGGUGUUUGUACAUCUGAAAAUCAGCUCAUGAAGUUCUUGAUGACUUACGUUGGAGCUUGUGAUAUACCAGAUCUUCGUCCUCCUAAUUCUGUAUUUCCUACAGUAUAUUCCCCUAUGACUAAAGAAAACACAUUUUUACUGCUUGACUGGAUCCGAAGUCUGAAAAAUAGGAGAAUACAAUUACAAGGAAAGUUUUUGAAAUGCAUAAAGGAAGGAAGUUGGCUGAAGAUUUCUUUGGGUUGCAGUUCUGGUUACAGGCCUCCGUCACAAUCAUUCCUCCUCACUAAAUCAGUGGCAAAUCUUCUGCAGAAUGGCGCUGUGCUGGUUGAUAUUCCUUUGGUAGAUUAGGGAUUCUAUGGCGACAAUAUUAGUGAAUACAAAGAAGAACUGAAAACAGUUGGGGUCAUGUUGGAAUAUGAGGAAGCAUGCCUAUUCAUCGGGGACCAUCUUAUGUCUCUGGCAGUUUCAUCCAAGUUAACCAGGGCCAAUGUGUUUUCAGUACUGAAAUUUAUAAAAUUUUUGAGGGAGAAGUAUACGUCUCCAGAAAAACUCAUCAAGAGUCUCAAAGAUGGAAAAUGGCUAAGGACUUCCCACGGUAACAGGUCUCCUGUUGGAUCCAUUUUGUAUGAUUCAGAAUGGAAAGCUGCCUCACAAAUCAGUGAUCUACCGUUCAUUAACCAGGACUAUUAUGGAGGGGAAAUCCUUAAGUUUAGAAAGGAGUUUGAGUUACUUGGUGCCAUAGUUGGUUUCAACCAAAAUUUCCAGCUCGUGAUGGAUAAUUUCAGGCUCCCCUCAUCCUGGAGUUGUCUUACAAUUGAUGCUUUCUUUUUUAUACUGGAGUGCAUUCGGCAUUUGGUAUCAACUGCAAAAUUUGUUGAAGUGCUUAGAUACCAAAAAUGGUUGAGGACCAAUACGGGCUACAGGUCACCAGGUGAAUGUUUCCUGUUCAAUUCUGAAUGGGGUUGCCUUCUGCAGGUAUUCAGUGGUUUUCCACUAAUUGAUGAAAAGUUCUAUGGAAGUAGUAUUUUCUCAUACAAAAAUGAGUUGAAGGUAACAGGGGUUGUGGUUGAUUUCGAGCAAGCAGCUAAAGCAUUUUCUCGUUGUUUUAAGCAGCAAGUAUCUUCCUUCUCCCUAACAAAAGAAAAUGUGCUCUCGUUUUUAGCAUGUUACAAGCACCUAAAGAAAGGAUAUCAUCACUUUCCUUCUGAGCUUAGCAAAUGCAUCAAGGAGGAGAAAUGGGUCAGGACGCGUCUUGGCAAUAGGUCACCUGCAGAGUCUAUUCUGUUUUGCUCAGAUUGGGAUUGUAUCAUGCCUGUUGCAUCACUUCCUUUUGUCGAUGAUAGUGACAAUGGCUAUGGUAAAGGCAUCAAGGAGUUCAAGGAUGAGCUGAAGGUCUUGGGAGUUGUUACUGAAUUUAACGAGGGGGCAAAGUUUGUUGUUGCUGGUAUUACUAUACCCCAGAAUCCUAGUGCUAUAACUCCUACCAAUGUGAUUUCCUUGUUAAAAUGCAUUCAAAAUAUACAGAAAGAAAUGGCCUGUGAUUUGCUUCCUCAGUCAUUUCUGAAAAGAAUCGGUGGAAGUUGGUUGAAGACCUACAUGGGUUAUAAACCUCCAAAUAACUGCCUUUUGUUUGAUUCAAAGUGGGGUAUGUUCUUACAGCGGGAAGAUGGACCAUUCAUUGAUGAUGGGUUUUAUGGCUCUAGCAUUAGUUCCUAUAAGAAAGAGCUCCAUGCGAUAGGAGUUACUGUAAAUGUUGCAGAUGGAUGUGAACUGCUUGCCAGUUACCUUGGGUCCCAUUCUCAGUAUAGUGCUAUAUCUCGAAUCUACAACUACUUGAGUACAUUUAAUUGGGAACCGAAAGAUAAAGCUUCUACAAGGAUUUGGAUCCCAAAUGGAAUUGACAAGGGAGAGUGGGUAAGCCCCGAAGAAUGUGUCCUUCAUGAUGGGGAUGGUCUCUUUAGCUCGAGGUUGAAUGUCUUGGAGAAACACUAUAACAUGGAAUUAUUAAGCUUCUUCUCCAAGGCAUUGGAAGUUAGACAGAGGCCUUCAAUUGAUCAUUACUGCAAUCUGUGGAAGGAUUGGGAAAAUUCAGGACGCCAUUUGAAAAAUGAUGAAUGUUGUGCUUUCUGGCUCUAUGUUUUACGUAACUGGUCUUCAAAUUCAAUGAUGGGUAAACUUCUUAGCAACAGUUUGUCAAAAUUGCCAGUGGACACAGGCACAGGUGAAAUUCUGUUGGUAGGAAAGCAAGAUGUCUUCAUUCCUGAUGAUCUACAACUGAAGGAUCUCUUUGAGAAGGCUUCUCUGCAUCCUUUAUUUGUCUGGUAUCCUCAACGGGGCUUGCACUCUAUUUGCCGGAGUAAGUUAUUUGGAAUAUACGGCACUAUUGGGGUUCAAACCAUCUCUGGAGCUGUAAAGAUGGACCAAUCAUUCAAACUGGAAUGUGCUGAACCCCAGAAGGUAAAAUCUAAUGAAAAACAUAUUGAGAAAGGGCUAUGUAGACUCAUUCUUGGGUUUCUAGGUGAUCCUUCACUUGAAUUGGAUGUAGUCAGGAGGCAUCAGAUUCUCAAAUAUCUCCUUGAUGUUACUGUCUUUGAGACGGAAGAACCAAUUACAGUAAGUUAUACCUUACCAUUGUCUUCUGGAAAUGAUGUCAUUGUCAAAGCAAGCCGCAUGAUCCGUUGGGAGAGAGAGAACUUCAAGCUGUUCACCCAAAAGAUGGACAGUUCAUCUAGGCAUAAAACCAAAAUUGAAUUAGCAACAUAUUUUUCUGAGGUGAUAUCUGAGGGGUUGCUUUGGGAGAAAGAAGAUGAAAUUGCUAGUCUCUCUGAGCUCAUCAAGUUGGGUUUCUUGUUAGAGUUUGAGGAGGAUGCAAUCAAUUUCCUUGUGAAGAGCAAAAAUCUGCAAGUUUCCAUGGAGGAUGAAGAAUUCCUUUCUUCUGCUUUCACUUCUCAGUCAUCCGAGUAA
Nelumbo nucifera (sacred lotus) is the source of this 5070-nucleotide messenger RNA. RefSeq lists its product as uncharacterized. Lineage: Eukaryota; Viridiplantae; Streptophyta; Magnoliopsida; Proteales; Nelumbonaceae. The record is from RefSeq and is a predicted model, not a curated record.